This is a messenger RNA of Colletotrichum fioriniae, 1191 nucleotides long. Its product is annotated as endo-1,3-beta glucanase. Lineage: Eukaryota; Fungi; Ascomycota; Sordariomycetes; Glomerellales; Glomerellaceae. The record is from RefSeq and is a predicted model, not a curated record.
AUGACGAGCGAUGUAUCAAUAGGCGGCCUCUAUCCGCAGUACUGCCUGCAACUCUCCCCAACCUUCAACACAUGGUGCCUCAUGCAGGCAGCCGACGUCCACGCCCUGAAAACUGUGCCUGAAUAUGAAGUUCAAAACUUUUAUUUCUACAAGAACCUACCUAUCAAAUGGGCACGCAUCGUCGGCAUUGUCGUAGCUGUGGACGACUUCCCGGGCCGACGCAUCUACACGGUUGACGACAGCAGCGGGGCCUGCAUCGAAUGCACAGUCGCGACAAAGACACCGCCGUCCGACAAAAUUGCUACCAACCUCGAAGCCAACGGAUGGUUCACCAAACGGCCGCAGCCGCAGCCUCCAGCGGACUGCGUCGAUGUAGAUGUCGGCACCGUCAUCGAUAUCAAGGGAGGGCUAGCGAGGUUCCGCGAGGAGAUGCAGAUCAGGAUUGAGAAGGUCAAGAUCCUCCGGUCCACGGAGGGAGAGGUGGCGCUGUGGGAGAAGCGCACGCGGUUCCGGAACGAGGUGCUUCAGCCGCCCUGGGUGCUUAGUGAGAGGCAGAUUCGGAAGUGCAAGAAGGAAGGGAUGAGGGAUGCCGAGAGCGAGGAGAGGAAGCGCAAGAGGGAGAGGAGGCGGGCGGAGAGGAAGAAGGAGGAAGAGGAGAUGCGACGCAAGACUGAGGCUGCUGAGGCUGCUGCAGCGCAGGAGAAUCGGUACCGUGCCUAUAAGUUGAAGAAGGCAGAUGGAUCGCGACCGAUGACACAGGCUAGCCAAGUCGUCGCGUCGAUUCCGACUGCUGCUACGGUUGCGGCUGCACCUGUCGUGGAGGAUCGAUACCGUGCCUACAAGUUGAAGAAAGGAGACGGUUCACGCCCGAUUGCGCGUGCUAACCAAGUCGUCACAGCGGUUCCAACUGAGGCUAUGGCUGCGCCGGUCAUGGAGGACCGAUAUCGUGCCUACAGUCUGAAAAGGGGUCACUCAACCCAAGAACAGCAGCCACAGCGGAUCCCCGCCCCGACUCCAGACACGGAAGACCGUUAUACAGCCUACAAGAUCAAGAAAGGAGGAGACAGUCGGCCGGUCAUAAGGUCUGAUGCUACGACUAUUGACACCAUUGCUGCUGCUGCCGUGGAAGAUCAGUAUCGUGUUUACAAGGUGGGCAGGUCUGGGGCUAAUAGCCUGGAGAAGAAAAGAUGA